Sarcophilus harrisii (Tasmanian devil) is the source of this 2260-nucleotide messenger RNA. RefSeq names its product 3-hydroxy-3-methylglutaryl-CoA synthase 2 (gene HMGCS2). The transcript has 10 exons. Lineage: Eukaryota; Metazoa; Chordata; Mammalia; Dasyuromorphia; Dasyuridae. Gene Ontology annotation, biological process: acetyl-CoA metabolic process. Gene Ontology annotation, molecular function: hydroxymethylglutaryl-CoA synthase activity. The coding region runs from base 230 to 1759 and encodes 509 amino acids. The record is from RefSeq and is a predicted model, not a curated record. Gene Ontology annotation, cellular component: mitochondrion.
ACAGCACCUUGAUUGCCUAACAGAGGCAAUGUCUUCUACUGACGUCUCAUUUUGGCUGCUGUAUAGUGAGACCUUUGGUCCAGUUUUAGAAAAUGAAGGGCUGUUACUCUUGAUAAACAUGGGGUGGAGCCUCCCAGUCUGAGAGUCUAUAUUAAAGACCCAUCUGCAAGAAACAGGAGCAUCCUCCAGCUGUCCUGUGAGCUGAAAACUUUCCUCCCUCCUUUGGAAAAUGAUUCGCUUAUUCCAUGCCAUGAAGGCCUUGCACGUGAAAUCAGUGCUUCAGAGACCCAAGAAGUCCUUCAUCCCAUCAUCUCUCCUUCCCACAGCCCACGAAAGAUUUUCCACAGCCUCUGCUGUUCCCCUGGCAAAAACAGAUGCUUGGCCAAAAGAUGUGGGCAUCCUUGCCCUGGAGGUCUACUUUCCUGCCCAGUAUGUGGACCAGACUGAGCUGGAGAAGUAUGACAGUGUGGAAGCUGGCAAAUACACAGUGGGCUUAGGCCAGACCCAAAUGGGCUUCUGCUCUGUUCAAGAGGACAUUAACUCCCUGUGUUUGACAGUGGUGCAACGGCUGAUGGAACGCACCAAGCUCCCUUGGGAUAAUGUAGGGCGGCUGGAGGUGGGCACAGAGACCAUCAUUGAUAAGUCCAAAGCCGUCAAGACGGUGCUCAUGGAACUCUUCCAAGAUUCAGGGAACACAGACAUAGAGGGCAUUGAUACUACCAAUGCCUGCUAUGGAGGUACCGCAUCUCUCUUCAAUGCUGCCAACUGGAUGGAGUCGAGCUCCUGGGAUGGUCGCUAUGCUAUGGUAGUGUGUGGUGACAUUGCUGUCUAUGCCAGUGGGAAUGCUCGGUCAACUGGUGGGGCAGGGGCUGUGGCUAUGCUGAUUGGGCCCAAUUCUCCCCUAGUCCUAGAACGAGGACUUAGGGGAACCCACAUGGAGAAUGUAUAUGACUUCUAUAAACCUGACCUGGCCUCAGAGUACCCUGUGGUAGAUGGAAAGCUCUCAAUUCAGUGCUACCUUCGAGCCUUAGAUCGAUGCUAUGCAUUUUAUCGAAAGAAAAUCCAGAAUCAAUGGAAACAAGCUGGCACCGAAAGACCUUUCACCCUGGACGAUUUCCAGUACAUGAUUUUCCAUACCCCUUUCUGCAAGCUAGUCCAGAAGUCCGUAGCACGUCUGCUGUUCAAUGACUUCUUGUCAGCCAAGACUGAUGUUCAGAAUAGCCGCUACAAGGGUCUAGAGGCUUUCAGGGAUUUGAAGCUAGAAGAUACCUACUUCAACAAAGAUGUAGAAAAAGCUUUUCAAAAAGCUUCUCAAGAUAUAUUCAACCAGAAAACCAAAUCCUCACUCAACCUCUCCACUCUAAAUGGGAACAUGUACACCUCUUCCCUCUAUGGGUGCCUGGCGUCCCUCCUCUCUCAACACACUCCCCAGCAGUUGGCCGGGGCCAGAAUCGGUGCCUUCUCUUAUGGCUCUGGCUUGGCAGCAAGUUUAUUUUCAAUCAAAGUUUCCCAGGAUGCUACUCCUGGAUCCCCUCUGGAAAAAUUAAUGUCUAGUGUAUCAGAUUUGCCAAAACGCCUGGCCUCCCGCAAGCGUGUGUCCCCUGAGGAAUUUUCUGAAAUCAUGACCCAGAGAGAGAAAUAUUCCCAUGAAGUGAAUUUCUCUCCUCCUGGUGACGUAAACAGCCUCUUCCCAGGCACAUGGUACCUGGAACGAGUGGACGGGAUGCAUCGCCGCAAGUAUGCAAGGCGGCCUCUCUAGGAGGAACAGGUGGACCAUUCGCCUGUGGUGAAUCAUCAGGCCCAUCCAGGCAUAGGAUGAAGUGGGCUUCAGGAGAUACUGAUCAUGAGCAAUGCAGAAAGUCCACAUUUCUGCUCCUAGCAGCAAAAAUCUGCCCUCAACUGUCAAAGCACCACAUGGGCUGGACCAAAUCAACAUGAGCACACAACACGGUGCUUUUGCUAGCAAUGCAUUCCAGUCAUGAACGACUCGUAGAGCCUUUUCCCUUUGAAGACCACCAGCACCCACACACCCCCCUGUGUAUGAAGCACAUUUAUGAAGCCAAGUACAAAGGACCCCUUAGUGAAGGGGACAAAGAUGGAAGACACAAAGUGAAAUCUACCAUUUAUCCCCAAGAGAGUAACAUGAGUGAAAUCUUCACUGUAUUCUAUUCAAUUCAACAAGCAUUAUUAAAUGCCUACUAUGUGCCAGGUUACCAGUCUAGGAACAGAAAGAUUCUAAAAUAAAAACAUUCCUUGCUCU